AGACUGUUGCAACGCCAAUAUAAUCUGGGGUGCACGUUUUCUGACACUUCUGUUCGUUAUCAUGAGACACAGCUAUACAGCAGCGUCCUGAGAUAGUGCAGUUAUUAUUAUUUUUGGUGAAAUAUUAGCUUGCGCGAGGGGGGUAGUAGCCGUACCACACGCUCUAUUGUGCUUGUUGGCGGGAAACUUUAUUCCAGUAAAUACUCAGCUUGUUCCUGCAGUCUGUGCGUAUUGUAAGCGUAGACGUGAAUCGAUCAUUCUAUAUUUACUAGACCUCAACAAAGUAAAUAGAAUUUGUAUUUUAAUAGCUAAUCCAAUUGCAGUGAUCGAGGCUGGGAUUAACAUAAAGUGCUGAUAAUAAGAAGUGUGGCUUCUCAGAACAAAAAAUGUCGUCGCUGGAAGAUCUUGGUCGGCGAGAGAGUGUUGAAGAAAGCGAAAAACGACGGAUUCUACGCUCAGCUAUCUUAGACCUAACCGACCAAGCCCAGCAAGAUGACCUUCGCCUUGAUCCCGAGCUCAUCAAAAAGAGCAAUCAGUUGGCAGCACAAAUCAAGGAAGUUCCAGAAGCUUUGCUGGAUUCGAGACUUGCCGUCAUUCUCGGACAGAAAGCCGUCAAGGCGUCGAGCAAGCUUUCGAUCUCUGGAGUUAACUACAACACUUCUGAUUUCCUGAUGCAUCUACGGCGAAUUCUUAGUGGCCGUAGUUCCUCCUCCUCAAAAGCAUCCUCUAUAGAUAAUUUUUGUCUUUUGUCUCGGAUGGUCCCUAGAAGAGACGCUAGACCAAAAACGCCAAUCGCCGGCUCAUUUAAUUGCGAUGACCUCAAAGAGAAACAAGUUCGGCGGAGGGCUGCUAUGCAAAGUCAGAGGACUGAGGGACGAACAGAAGUUCGCCAAAUUGCUUCAACAGACGGUUUAGAAGAGCCUACAACGAAAGCUGUGGAUCGGAUCUUUCGCGCUAUUCGAAAGUUGCAUGACAAGGGGCUAAUGCCAGUUGAUUUCUUUGAGUUCGUCAUCGACCCUGAAUCAUUUUCAGCAACAGUUGAAAACAUCUUCCAUCUCAGCUUCCUAGUUAAACAGAAUCAGGUUGAGUUCAACAUUGACGACGAGGGUGGGCCUUCACUGUCUUUCGUAACGAGUCAACAGACAACGCAAAAACGGAAUAUUGCAGCGAGCUAUAGAAGAAGCACAGGCAGAUCACAGAAGGAAGAAAGAACAAAUGAUCAAGAUGAACCUUUGAGGUCAAGGACUGUUUACAGCAAUCAAAAUGACGAGGAAGAGCAAGUCGACUGCCAAAUGGCUAGUGGUGACUGUUUUUCACAGGUUGAUUACACGGUCAUCGCCUCAAUUAGCUUUAGGGAAUGGCAAGAUAUUGUUGAAGCCUAUGGUUUAACUGGAAAGUCGAUCAUAAAACGACUCGGGGGUAGUGGCAAGAGUUAAAAGCUCCUUACGCCCCAUUGGGUCGAUCAUGACAAAAAUUUGUUAAUUUGGUUGGAUUUAAGUUAUUAUUACGAAAAAGGUAACGACUUCAAGAAUUUUUUUUGGUACAAUAUCAGCUAUCGACCUAUCAGGUCGAUUCCGUAGAUAAGUACAAUUAAUAAAAGUCUGCUACCUGCGUUUACCCGUUUCUGAACUGGCCACAAAGAAUCUGCUGAAUUUAUUUUGUGUGUGCUAUUAGUCGUCAUUUAUACGUAACGAGAAGAGGCUUCGCUCCGCGCCCACUUUACCCUGUCGGACUACUUGUAAUAACGACAAUGACGUGUAACGGGGAAGAAAAGACUCAAUUUUUGAAUAAAAAAUUUAAA
This is a messenger RNA of Varroa destructor (honeybee mite), 1801 nucleotides long. RefSeq names its product SMC5-SMC6 complex kleisin component Non-SMC element 1 (gene Nse4). Gene Ontology annotation, cellular component: nucleus; Smc5-Smc6 complex. The record is from RefSeq and is a predicted model, not a curated record. Lineage: Eukaryota; Metazoa; Arthropoda; Arachnida; Mesostigmata; Varroidae. Gene Ontology annotation, biological process: DNA repair.